Molecule: messenger RNA, 2478 nt
Organism: Botrytis byssoidea
Lineage: Eukaryota; Fungi; Ascomycota; Leotiomycetes; Helotiales; Sclerotiniaceae
Exons: 13
Coding region: 1-2478 (825 amino acids)
Molecular function (GO): ATP-dependent chromatin remodeler activity; ATP binding
Source: RefSeq, a predicted model, not a curated record
AUGUCUUACAAAGAACGACCAGCCAAGCGUAUGCGGGUUAACAAUACUGGCAACCAUGAAAGUAAGAUCAGAGCAGAUGAGGUAUACUCGCCUACCGUUGAAAGCUCGAAUGCCCUAAGAACGUUUGAACGGGAAGCAUAUGAAUGUUGUUAUGGGAUGUUGAGCGAUAUCGCCGUAAAGAAACUAUGCAGUUCAGAGACGCAUUCAACUCCUAUAAACGUCGAAUUUCAUGGCCCUAAUCAUCUUUUCUCGGGUGAUGAUCAUCACUCAACUUCAUGCGACAUAUCAGAAUUUGCAUCGGCCAAGAUCAUCAAUGACUUGAUUGAAUUCGGCCAUGGUGGACACAGUCGACGGAUGAUCAAACGUUCUGAAAAAUUGCGUCGACUGUGGUUUUUGAAUGUAAUCAUUUUUGGUCCAGAACAUUUUGCUGAAAAGAUAGGGGAAUACUUAUCAAUCAGAAAAAUGUAUCUUCAAGAUCCACUUGGUUUUGUGAUGACAGACUUAUCUCUCUUGGUUCCUGGACAUCACGAUAUAGAGGAAUUAAAAUCUGGACCAGAUCUUUUAGCGCAGUUGAUGGAAGGGGAGGCUCCUUUGAGAGAGACCGAGCCACCCAAAAUUGUGAAGACUUCUUUAUUCAGGCAUCAAAAGCAAGCUCUGACUUUCAUGCUACGUCUCGAGGAAGGUUGGACUUUUGAUGAUGCAGCUUCUGACAUAUGGAGUUGGCGGAGUGAUGUUUCGGGGCGAUUCAGUUACGUAAACAACGUCACCGGAUACAGCACAUGUGAAGCACCUCCAGAAUUCCAAGGUGGUCUACUAGCAGAUGAUAUGGGAUUGGGCAAGACGCUCACCAUGAUAUGUUUGAUAGCCUCGAACCAAGCUUGCUUGGAUUAUGGAUUACCGCAGGCUCAUUCUCGUCCUUCUGAAUUGAGGCUUUCGAAUAUUUCAAAGGCUACACUACUGAUUGUACCUCCAGCAUUGAUACAAGCAUGGAAGUAUCAGUUCCGAUUACAUCUCGUACCGCAAGCACUAGCAUGCCAUAUCUACCAUGGCAACAACAAAAAAAGCAUAGAUUUUCUCAGACAGUUCGAUGUUGUCAUAACUACAUACCACACUAUUGCGGCCAUUUGGAAGCAUCACAGCGCUCAUCCAGAUGAUGAAUCUUUAUAUUCUCUCACAUGGCAUCGCAUAGUACUAGAUGAAGCUCAUAUAAUCAAAAAUCCUCAGAGCCAGCUAGCUCGAGCUUGUUGUGCUCUCAAAGCCACAAGACGAUGGGCGAUAACCGGAACUCCGAUCCAGAACAAACUUGCAGACUUCGCCAGCAUUGUAAAGUUUCUGCGCGUUUAUCCUUAUUCCGAUACAAGAACUUUUUCAGAAGAAAUUACCAAGCCAUUUAGGAAUUCAUCCUCGAUGGAUGCGAAAGGGCUUUUACGACUCAAAACACUUGUGCGCGCCAUUACCAUCAGUCGCACAAAGACAGUUGUUGAACUUCCAGCACGGGUUGACGAGAUCCACCAUCUCGAUUUUACCUCGGCUGAGCGAGAGAAGUACGAGGCCGAGAAAGUGCGAGCGAGAGUGCUACUGGAGAGACCGAUCUCUUCUGGGAAUCAGAGUGGAAAAACAUUCAAUGCGCUGUCACUACUCAACCGCUUACGUCUGAUCUGCAAUCACGGUCUAUUACAGCUUACGCCUACUACAGAUCAUUUAAUGUCUCAAGGGAGUGAUGUUGUCGCGUGUUGCUCCAUGUGCGGCGACUAUCUACAGGAAGAGAUCUUUGGUGACCCUUUUUCUUCGGGUAUUGAUAUUCAACGCCAACCAUUAUGCGAACAAUGUAUUCUUCAAGACGGAGACAAUUGUUCUCGAUCUCCGAGUAACAGUUCAAACUUCCCAGAUACAACAGAAGAUUUGAGAUCUGUGGCACCACAAAUAGCUACAGAUACUGCAUUUUCUGUCCAACAUAUGUCGACAAAGAUCAAAGCGCUUCUGGCAGAUCUCCAUAAAUACAAGAAUGCGGAGAAAAGUGUCGUGUUUUCAUACUGGACGAACACUCUUGAUCUUGUGCAAAUGAUGCUGGAUAACCAAGGAAUAAGCUACACAAGAAUUGAUGGGACGAUGUCCCUCUCCAAAAGAAAUGAGGCUUUAGGUGCUUUCAAGAACAAAGAUACUGUUGGCGUAAUUCUUGUCUCAAUCACUUGUGGUGGUGCAGGGCUCGAUCUUACCACUGGGUCGAGAGCAUAUCUUCUCGGGCCACAUUGGAACCCAAUGAUUGAAGAACAAGCUCUCUGCCGUGUACAUCGAAUUAGUCAGAACCGAAAUGUUACUACCAUUAGAUAUUUGAUGCAUGAUUCGUUUGAAGAGCAAAUUGUGUAUCUUCAAAGGAGAAAGGAGAUGCUUGCAGAUGUUACGUUUAGUCAAAAUUGCAUCUCAGAAGCUGGUGUCGAUAUGAGCAUUUUACCAUACUUGAAAUCUAUCUUGGAGUAA